AAGGAAGGUCAUCAUGGGAGCAUUUUUAGACAAGCCAAAGAUGGAGAAGCAUAAUGCCCAGGGGCAAGGGAAUGGGCUUCGUUAUGGUCUGAGUAGCAUGCAAGGCUGGCGAGUUGAAAUGGAGGAUGCACAUACGGCUGUGAUUGGUUUGCCGAAUGGACUUGAUGGAUGGUCGUUUUUUGCUGUAUAUGACGGGCACGCUGGAUCACAGGUUGCCAAGUACUGCUGUGAGCAUUUAUUAGAUCACAUCACGAGCAACCAGGAUUUUAAAGGGCCAGAUGGGCCACCAUCUGUGGAAAGUGUAAAGAGCGGCAUCAGAACAGGUUUUCUGCAAAUUGAUGAACACAUGAGAGUCAUCUCCGAGAAGAAGCAUGGCGCAGACAGAAGUGGGUCAACAGCUGUGGGUGUCAUGAUUUCUCCCCAGCACACGUACUUCAUCAACUGUGGAGACUCCAGAGGUUUGCUUUGUAGAAACAGAAAGGUUCACUUCUUCACGCAGGAUCACAAACCAAGUAAUCCGCUGGAGAAAGAGCGUAUACAGAACGCAGGUGGCUCUGUAAUGAUUCAGCGUGUGAACGGCUCUCUUGCAGUUUCAAGGGCACUUGGGGACUUUGAUUACAAAUGUGUCCAUGGGAAGGGUCCUACAGAACAGCUAGUGUCACCCGAGCCUGAAGUUUAUGAAAUCGAGAGAUCAGAAGAUGAUGAUCAGUUCAUCAUUCUGGCUUGCGACGGGAUCUGGGAUGUUAUGGGCAAUGAAGAGCUGUGUGACUUUGUAAGAUCCAGACUUGAAGUCACUGAUGACCUUGAGAAAGUUUGCAAUGAGAUAGUUGACACCUGCUUGUACAAGGGAAGUCGAGACAACAUGAGUGUGAUAUUGAUCUGUUUUCCGAAUGCACCAAAGGUAUCACCAGAGGCGGUGAAAAGAGAGGCAGAGUUGGACAAGUACCUGGAAAGCAGAGUAGAAGAGAUCAUAAAGAAGCAGGGUGAAGGAGUCCCAGACUUAGUCCACGUGAUGCGUACAUUAGCAACUGAGAGCAUCCCAAACCUCCCGCCGGGGGGUGAAUUGGCAAGCAAACGGAGUGUGAUUGAAGCCGUUUAUAACAGACUGAACCCCUACAGGAAUGAUGAUACUGAUUCUGCCUCAACUGAUGAUAUGUGGUAAAACUGCUCGUCUAGCUGUGGAGUUCACCUUUCAUCCUUCAAACGCAAGUGCAGCCCAACCUCAGUGACCCUUCUUAACAUCCAUCCUCAACCUUAAUUAAAGAAGGGAAUAUGAUGUGUUGGUGAGAGUGACUACAGCAGUACGACAUCUAGCCCAGGAACUGAUCUCUUUUGUAAAACAGACUUCUGUAAACAUGAUUUCAAACCGUAAUUCAUGUUGUAAAUCAGACUCCAGCAAUUUAUGUUGUAUGAUUUUGUUUUUGUAAAGUGCAAUUGUCUUUGUACAAAAUGCUCAUAUUUAAUUAUGAACUGCUUUAAAUCACUAUAAAGGUUAGAAGAAAUGUUUGGCUUGUGUGAUGCAACAAUAUAUAUCCCUUUAAAUCCAUGUUGUGGUUUUGGAUUGCAAGGAGCAGCAGCCUAGCCAGCUAGGUGCUCAAGAGGUGCACAAAACUGUAAAGAUAACUUAUGGUUUUAGAUGAAAGCUGAACUUACGGGCAGCACACCAGAAAUUGCAGUGUGUGAAUUUGCUUGGCAAAAAGAUGGAAAAGGAACCGAGAGUAGUGCACGUUCUUCAGCAGACGCAUCGCGCUUUCCUAGACGUGCUCCUGCUCUCAUGUUGAGUGAAAGGGAGUUCUGAUUUUGACUUCGGUGGGAGUUAAAUCGUGGCCUGUUAAUAGCAUCGUGUUCAUACUCCUAUGAACCUUGGGAGUAGAACGCCUUGAUUCUUUGCACCUCUCGUCAUUAACCCUUACCUGAAGCUACUAAUCACUGAGCACGGACAGGCAGCUUUCUACA
Messenger RNA from Mesitornis unicolor (brown roatelo), 1956 nucleotides. It is a transcript of the gene PPM1A, whose product is annotated as protein phosphatase, Mg2+/Mn2+ dependent, 1A. Gene Ontology annotation, biological process: negative regulation of canonical NF-kappaB signal transduction; positive regulation of canonical NF-kappaB signal transduction; protein dephosphorylation. Lineage: Eukaryota; Metazoa; Chordata; Aves; Mesitornithiformes; Mesitornithidae. The record is from RefSeq and is a predicted model, not a curated record. The transcript has 5 exons. Gene Ontology annotation, cellular component: nucleus; cytosol. Gene Ontology annotation, molecular function: magnesium ion binding; manganese ion binding; protein serine/threonine phosphatase activity. The coding region runs from base 14 to 1162 and encodes 382 amino acids.